Molecule: messenger RNA, 534 nt
Organism: Lipotes vexillifer (Yangtze River dolphin)
Lineage: Eukaryota; Metazoa; Chordata; Mammalia; Artiodactyla; Lipotidae
Gene: PAXX
Product: PAXX non-homologous end joining factor
Exons: 6
Coding region: 1-534 (177 amino acids)
Biological process (GO): double-strand break repair via nonhomologous end joining
Cellular component (GO): nucleus; nonhomologous end joining complex; site of double-strand break
Molecular function (GO): molecular adaptor activity
Source: RefSeq, a predicted model, not a curated record
AUGGUGCCGCCGCCGCUGUCGCCGCCGCUCUGCACGCUGCCGCCCGGCCCCGGACCCCCGCGCUUCGUGUGUUACUGCGAGGGGGAGGGCAGUGGGACGUGGGAACGCGGCGGCUUCAACCUCUAUGUGACGGACGCCGCGGAGCUUUGGAGCACCUGCUUCACGCCGGACAGCCUGGCGGCCCUCGAGGACAGAGCAUCCCUGACCCUUUCAGGGGGGCCCUCUGCACUGGAAUUUGACCUCUCCAAGGUGCCGGGCCCAGAGACAGCCUCCAGGUUGCAGGCACUGACACUGGGCCUGGCAGAGCGCGUGUGCAGCUUGGAGCGGCAGCUGGCAGCUGCUGCAGAGGAGAUGGCCACCAGCCCCAGGAAUAGCUCCCGGCAGGUGGGCCCUCCGCUCUUCUUACCAGACCCGGAUCCUCAGAGAGGUGGCCCUGGACCUGGGGUCAAGAGGCGGUGUCCGGGAGAGUCUCUCAUCAACCCUGGCUUCAAGAGCAAGAAACCAGCUGGUGGUGUAGACUUCGACGACCCCUGA